Colius striatus (speckled mousebird) is the source of this 4595-nucleotide messenger RNA. RefSeq names its product transmembrane protein 62 (gene TMEM62). The record is from RefSeq and is a predicted model, not a curated record. NCBI's taxonomy places the organism in Eukaryota, Metazoa, Chordata, Aves, Coliiformes, Coliidae. The transcript is spliced from 15 exons. Gene Ontology annotation, molecular function: hydrolase activity. The coding region runs from base 510 to 2426 and encodes 638 amino acids.
GGCCGACGCGCCGGGACUCGGCCGCAGGGCCGCUGUGCCCCCUGCCCGGGCGGCGGCAGGGCGCAGGAGGCCCCCGGCUGAGGGCAGCGAGGCCCGGGAGGGGCUGGGGAGGCUGGGAGGCAGCAGCAAAGCGCUUCCUCGAGAUCUGUCUAGACGGUCGGCAAAUGACGGCUGUGUUGAACCUGUCUGCAGAGGGGAAGAUCCUCCGCGGGCACUUAAAUUGCACGGUGUGGGCGUUGGCUGAGCGCCCUGCAUCAAGAUAACAGCUUCGCCUCCAGGUACCUAGACAGGUCACCGGGAGUGGGGACGGCCGAGAAGCUUGAGGCGCAACACACAGCCCCGCCAAAUAAAACCCUCCCUGGCAGCGGUGCUCCGAGCCAACCAGCGGCGAGCGCCAGGGGCGGCCCGACAGGCCGGGGAGGUGGGCCGCGACGCGGAAGUGCUGCAGCCAGCGGCGCUGGCCGGCGGGACGGCGCGGCUCGGCUCGGCUCGGCGCGGCUCGGCGCAGGAUGCUGAAGCUGGCGGCGGGGCUGCUGGCGGCCGCUGCUGUAGCGCUGCUGCUGGACUGCUACACACCCGCGGGGUCACGGCCGGCGGAGGGGCCGCGCCGCCGCCCGCGGGCCCCGCAGCCCGCCCCCGGCGCAGAGGCCGACAACCUGCUGUGGGUAGUGCAGGUGUCAGAUAUUCAUAUCAGUGAAUUUUGGGAUCCCAAGCGACCUACCGACUUUGAAAAAUUCUGUUCUGAAACCAUUGAUAUAAUUCAGCCAGCACUUGUUCUAGCUACAGGAGACCUGACAGAUGCUAAGACAAGAGAUAAACUGGGAUCUGAGCAGAUAGAAGCAGAAUGGAAAACUUACCACUCAAUCCUGAAGAGAUCAAGGGUCAUGGAAAAAACCAAGUGGAUAGACAUCAAAGGGAAUCAUGAUUCAUCCAACAUUCCACACCUGGAUAGCGUUUGGAAUUAUUACAGGAAAUACUCUGCCUGGCAUAAAGAAGGCUCUUUCCAUUACAUCCACACCACCUCUUUUGGGAACUAUUCGUUCAUCUGCGUGGAUGCCACACUCAGCCCAGGCCCUAAAAGACCCUAUAAUUUCUUUGGGAUUUUAAACACGAAUCAAAUGGAAGAGCUAUCUUUCAUGGCAACAGAAAGUCUGCACAGCAAUCAUACCAUCUGGUUUGGCCAUUUCCCCACCUCAACCAUCAUCUCCCCAGCCCCAGGAAUACGAUCAUUAAUGAGUUCUGCCACAGCCUAUUUAUGUGGACAUCUACAUACGAUGGGUGGGCUGAUGCCAGUCUUGCACAGUCAGCACCGUGGUGGCACUCUGGAACUCGAAGUAGGAGACUGGAUGGAUAAUAGGAGGUACCGGAUCCUUGCGUUUGAUCAUGACCUCCUCAGCUUCGCAGAUCUCAGCUUUGAGGAGUGGCCUGUAGUUCUCAUCACCAAUCCCAAGUCCUUCCUUUACAGCAGUUCUGUUCACGAACCACUAGUCAAAAUUCUUCAUUCCACUCAUAUCAGAAUUCUGGCCUUCUCUCCUUCUGUCAUUGUCUCUGUCCAAGUCUACAUAGAUGGAGUUGACUUGGGGAAUGCACAUUAUGUGUCUGGCCCUCUCUAUGUACUGAAGUGGAACCCCCAAAACUACAGUGAAGGGUUCCAUCACAUCAAUGUGACUGUCCAGGAUGCUUCAGGAAGAAUUAGCACGCGGCACCAUAUAUUUGCUAUGGAAGAAAACCUUUCUCUUAGAUUUGCCUUCUGGCCAUCGGUUAUUCUUCUCACAGACCACUAUGUAUUAGCUCGUGUGCUCUUUGUACUGAUUGUGCUGAUUCAGCUCGCCUUGCUCCUUACUUUCAGAUACAUCCAAAAGCCAGCACUCAGAGAAAAGCCAGGACUACUUACUCUGACCUCGUACUCCCUUCACGUCUUCAGUAAAACUAACAUCUUCUACUACUCAAUUCUGGGUCUGAAUUUAUACACUGUUCUGGGACCAUGGUUUGUAGGUGAAAUAAUAGAUGGCCAAGUGGGAGCCUGUUUUUCCUUUGGAGUGUUCGUUGGUGGUUCCUUCUUACAGGGCAGUAUGACAUUUGCGGUUGGGAUUUUACAGAUGUUGUUUUUCAACCUGCCAUUAAUGGCCUAUCUGUGCUGGUGCCUGUUGCUGCGAUGCCAAGGGCACAGCUUCCGUUCUCACAUCACUCACAUCCGAGGCCCCAUGGCUGUGCUUGGUCACCUGGCCAUGGCUGUCUUCCUGGCCUGGCAGGUCUAUUCCUGCUAUUUCCUGCAGAGAACUUAUGGGACCUGGGCUUUCUUCCUGUCCCCAAUGAGACUGUGGUUGGUGGCACUAUCCGCUGCUUUGAUUUAUAAAACCUGGACGUUGAAAUCGUCUGAGCUCAGAACUUACAUAGUAGAAAUGAAAACCUCUCAGAGCCACUGAGGUACAAUAUAAAUAUCCCAAGUUCUUAAAUACUGUGCCAAUGUGACACUAUGAUUAAUGCUGCUUGAGUUGUGCUGAUGCUGGUUUCACAGUCCAGCUGCAAGUGAGCCAGUCAAUAGUUCUGUAGUUGGAAAAUGCACACUGGAAGAUUUCAGACCAUCUAAUGCUACACUGCAGGUGUCUCUCUCUUCAUCACAGUUUACGGCGUCCAUCACUCCACGCUUCCUUCUUUCAGGGGCAGCUUCAGCACUAGGAAGUGAAAGUGAUGUCAAAACAUCAAACAACUGAGGACAACUUUGUUAGGAACACUGUAAAAAUGACUCAGCUUGAAACAAUUUGCUAUUGUGUAUACAUGUCAAAAGCAGAAGCCUGGGUAAGACUAAUGAGAAGUAGAGUCAAGAGCCUGCAACAAAGCACCUGUAUCUGCCCCAUGAUGAGGAAACGAGUUGGAAGGUGAUUCUGGCAGAAGAUGAAGACCACCGACUCAUGAGGGACCACCAGGAACCACCAAAUGCGUGGGAAACAUUUGGAACAACACAGCAAUAUUAUGCCUGUAUGCAAAUCAACCAUUGUAAAUGGGAUUGUAGAACCUUAUAACUUUAGGUAUAAACACAGUGCAGAAGCUUGUGUUGGGUGUGCUUGAUCUGUGAAAUUCCCACUGUGCAAACCUGAAAUAAAUCAGCACUGUCUCUCCUGACUGUGUGAUUAUUGGUGAGUUGCACACUGGGGAACAAAUCUGCUUUUCAGGCAUCAGUUCUUGGUGACCCAGAUGGGAGUGUUGUGAGGCUGGGCCCAGCUCACUCACUGGCUGCUGGUGGGGAGAAGCUGCUCUCAGGCUCUGGCACGCAGUGACCUGUUGCUGGGGUCCCUGAGGGCUCUCCCCAUCUGCAGCCAGUCAGGGACCCAAAGGUGCAAUGCAUCAAUUAGACACUGCACGGGUAUAACAGGUGGAAAGGUAUUUUCUCAUGCAACGUUGGAGAGUGAUGACUGGAGUGCAUAAAUGCAUGGUGUAAAAGGUGUAAGGCAUACAAGGUUUAUACACACUUGACAGUAACAACAUGAGUGCAUAAAAAUGGGAGUAAGAAUGUUCUUUUUCUCAGGGAGUGUGGAGGUCUUCAAUACCCUCCUGGAUGCAUUCCUGUGUGACCUGCUCUAGAUGGACCUGCUUUGGCAAGGGUGUUGGACUAGAUGAUGUCUAAAGGUCCCUUCCACCUCCUAACAUUCUAUGAAAAAUAUGGGAGCAGGGCAAAGGGCAACUUGCCUUUGCUCUCCAUCCUAAAAAAGUGAAACAGGUUAGCUGAGUAUCCCCUAAUAAGGAAGAAAUUAAGAGUUCUGUACUCAGUGGUGUCCAAAAUAUAAAUUAGAAUAUAAUUAAGAAAAAAGGUCUGAAAAUGAAACAAUGAAGUCAUUUGGAUAUUAAAAAAAUGUAGUCUGGUAAAUAUUAACUAGCAAACUGUAAUAUGUGCUAAAUGCGAAGGGUAAAAAGAUGAUACUAUAUUGCAAUGAAUGCAUCUUGUACAUAAAAAUGACUGUCCAGCACUUAAAGGAAUGAGAGGAAACCUUUAAAAGAUGAAAAAUCUCUGCAAAUGAAUUAUUGGUGUAAAACAGUGUAAUCAGAUAUGUAACAACCAUAAAGGAAACGGUCAAGAACAAGUAUGAAAACCUUGAGGAAGAAUUUUAGGAGCAGUAAUUGUGAGUAAUUAACUGAAGGCACCUGCAGAGCCCAUUUUCUGCACUAACUCUGCUGUACAGCAUGAGAGUGUGUGUGAAAUGUUUUGUAUGUUUGAAGAAAUCCAUGUCCAGUUUAAGGGAAAAUGUGGAUCAAUGUCUGUCACUAUUUUCUAAUAUUUGUCCAAGAAAAGCUAACAAGACUGAAAAUAAUUGCUUUAAUCAACAAAUACAGCAGCCCUAGUUCCAGAAAACAUUCUAGAAAUUGAAGGCAAGUUUGCCAAGCUCUUGAAAUGUGUAAAGACUACUGAAAGGUGGUGUAAAACUGUGAGCAAACAAUGUAUAACAACUCCUCAAAUAAGAAGAGAAGUUAUAAAAUGGGCAUAUUGCAAUAUGCAAAGGAGAAGUGAAGCCGUAGUAGAAAUAGUAAAAAAAGCAUGCUGUGGGAAUUCAAGUGCUGAAAAUUGCUGAGCCUGAAAUAAACCUGACAUUAAUAAGCAA